UCAUCUGGCGGCUUUGUCCUCGCUCCCAACCGCGUUCACGAAUCCAAAACCCACCGAACCAUCCUAAGUCUCGUACCUGGUGCGUUCGGCGCGUCUCCCGUGUUAGUUGUUGAGUGCGGGACAUCGGCAAACCCAUUUAAUCCCGGGACAAAUGCAUUGGGGCGACGGGAAGCUGACUAUCAUCCCUGCAGUGCAUCGAUAACGUGUGCCGGGUCAAACGGCGCUGCACAGAAAACGUUCUGUACAUUUGGACGGAAUGCGAAUGAAAACUGACGAUAGGUAGGUGGGCGGUGUGAUGCCCACCUGGUGCUUGAACGGCGCCCACUGCAAGUGGUACAAGGGUGUCUUCAUAUUGGUGCUUGUCUUCUUCAUACUCGCCAACUUCUUCGGCGCCGUCAUCGACAACAACAAGCCACCGUUAUUUUUCAACACCACUAAGUUACAUGAGGAGAUCAGAGAUGUGGACCAAAUGCACGGCCCUCUCCAACACAAGAUGCUGUGGAAGCACAAGCAGUACCAAUACUCGAACGCCAGCACAACGAAAGGUCCGGCCAUGGAGCUCAGCUACGUCGUCACAAAUCCACCCGUCGCCGUCAUUGAAAACGCUAACCUCACCGGAUUGUUCGAAUACACUGCUCCCGUCGAUACGACCAACUCCACAGUCUUAGACGUGAGGGUUUUCACCACUAUUUCGCCCUAUUGUCCUGACGUCACGUCAAGUCUCGUGGGCAGAGUACCUAUAGUCAGGUCGCCAGUUCCUACAGUUGUUCAGUUGGAACAACAGUUUAGAUGGUUGCAACCGGGCGGUCACUGGCAACCGGAUUGUAAGGUCACAGCUAAGGUUGCCAUAGUUAUACCGUUUAGAAAUCGCGGGGAGCAUUUGCUAUUGUUCCUGCAACACAUGCAUCCAUUUCUGCGACGUCAACAGUUGGAUUACACCAUUUUUAUCAUCGAGCAGGACGGAAAUGGGUCGUUCAAUAGGGCAAUGUUGAUGAACAUCGGGUAUGUGGAGGCUGUUAAGAGGAGGGAUUUUGACUGUUUCAUAUUCCAUGAUAUCGAUUUGUUACCGGAAGAUGAUAGAAAUCUGUAUUCGUGUCCGGAACAACCGAGACACAUGAGCGUGGCGGUGGACGUCUUCAAUUAUCGUUUACCCUAUCCGGCGAUAUUUGGAGGCGUUUCGGCGAUCAGUACUAAACACUUCAAGCUACUGAAUGGCUUUUCCAAUUCGUUUUGGGGUUGGGGCGGCGAAGACGACGAUAUGUCCAACCGUAUCCGUUACCAUCACUUGUUCAUUUCCAGAUAUCCAUUGACCAUUGCCAGAUACACCAUGCUAACUCAUAAAAAAGACAAACCAAGCCCAAACAGAUACGACGUACUCAAACAGGGACAAACACGAUUCGAUAAAGACGGCUUAAAUAGUUUGAAGUACAAUGUGGUGCAGGCGAAAGAGAAGUUAUUAUACACGUGGAUUUUGGUUUCGAUCGAGGCUCCUCACAGGUGAUGCUCUGUGACGUGUGGGAACAGUAAUAUUUGUCAGUUGUUUUAAUUCAUUCAUUCCGUUCAGAUCAGUUCCUUUGUGAUUUAAUGCAGGCGUUUUUCGUCUGCGUUUAUUUGUUGUUUGUUGAACAAUUUUAGAGUUAUUUUUAUAGGCGCGCAAAAGAAAUAGUGCACAAGCAUAAUCGUAUCGUCAUUUGUCAAAAUCAGAAACCACGUUUGAAUUCUUUAAAUUUUAAUGUGGUUUCUGUACUUAUUGAUUUUGUGUUCCUUAUAUUUUUUAAAAAUGAUCAUCAUAUGAAAGAUCUAGUCAUAGAGUUUAGAUAGAUUAAAUUUUAUUAGAUAGAUUAUGGAAAAUCAUUUGACGAACCUUGUAAAACUUUCAGAGUGAGAUUUUAGAAUAGAAUAGGUGCCAAAACAAGUACCAACUAAAAGUUUUCUUAACAAUAAAAUAUCAUGUAAUCUAAUAAA
Messenger RNA from Aethina tumida (small hive beetle), 1965 nucleotides. Its product is annotated as beta-1,4-N-acetylgalactosaminyltransferase bre-4. The transcript has 6 exons. The coding region runs from base 296 to 1501 and encodes 401 amino acids. Gene Ontology annotation, biological process: glycosphingolipid biosynthetic process; carbohydrate metabolic process. Lineage: Eukaryota; Metazoa; Arthropoda; Insecta; Coleoptera; Nitidulidae. Gene Ontology annotation, molecular function: N-acetyl-beta-glucosaminyl-derivative 4-beta-N-acetylgalactosaminyltransferase activity. The record is from RefSeq and is a predicted model, not a curated record.